Messenger RNA from Andrographis paniculata, 1864 nucleotides. Its product is annotated as MLO-like protein 4. Gene Ontology annotation, biological process: defense response. Gene Ontology annotation, cellular component: membrane. Lineage: Eukaryota; Viridiplantae; Streptophyta; Magnoliopsida; Lamiales; Acanthaceae. The transcript is spliced from 15 exons. The record is from RefSeq and is a predicted model, not a curated record. Bases 274 to 1749 code for a protein of 491 amino acids.
GCCCUCCACUAGAUCAUCUCCUCCUCUUCCAUCCAGUUUUCAACAAUACUUAAUUAAUAAAGCUACUAGACUAGACUAGACAAAACCCUCUUAGCAAUUCAAUUAUGGAUGGAUGGAUGGAUCGAUUCGUCCCGCCAUUAAUGACUGACUGAGUAGCAAGCAGCCGCCCCCCGUUUAAAUUUCUUCAAUAUUAUUAACCUGUCUGUCUGUCUGUCUGUCUGUAUCUUUCUUCUACACAAGUACUGAAGCUAUCUAGCAAAGUAAGCAAGUUUGAUGAUGGAGGUGGGACGUCGAUCUUUGGCAGAAACCCCAACAUGGGCAGUUGCUACCGUCGUCACUGUAAUGGUUUCCCUCGGCUUCUGCAUCCAUUCAGCUCUCACCAAAUUUGGCAAGUGGCUGGAUAGGACCAAGAGGAAGCACCUGCUGGCUGCACUCGUCAAGAUCAAGGAAGAGGUGAUGGUGUUCGGAGUUUUGUCAUUGCUGAUGGGGCAUUGGAUCAUCUUUGUGGCCAAAAUCUGCGUCAAGUCGUCGGCAAUGAGCAGUCGGUUCUACCCUUGUGCUGCUAUGAACAAUCAUCAUCAUCAGCUGCAUCUAUUGAAUCAUUCCAUUGGUCGAGUUUUGUUGGACAAUUUGCACAAGGAUUUUUGCCCUGAGGAUCGCCAACCGUUUGUCUCGUACGAGAGCCUCGAGCAACUACACCGUUUUUUGUUCGUUCUAGGUGUUACCCAUGUCUCCUACAGCUUUUUAGCCGUCGCGCUAGCUAUGAUCAAGAUAUACAGCUGGCGAACAUGGGAGAAUCAUGCCAAGACAAUGGCCUUUCGCGGCCUUCUAACAAUGGACACUUCCUCGGAUUGCAGAGAUGGCGUAAGAAUGAGGCGCCUGUCGACUUUCAUCUCGCAUCAGACUUCUCACCCGUGGAGUCGACACAGAGUUCUUGUUUGGCUGCUCUGUUUCAGCCGCCAGUUUUGGAGUUCGAUUAACCAAGCAGACUACAUGGCUCUUCGACUCGGCUUUAUUACUACUCAUCAACUUCCUUUUACCUACGACUUUCAUAACUACAUGCUUCGGAGCAUGGAGGAAGAGUUUUGCGACAUUGUUGGCAUUAGCAUACCUCUUUGGAUUUUUGCGAUUGUCUGCAUUGUUCUCGGCUUCCAUGGAACAAACAUAUACUUGUGGAUAUCGUUCCUGCCGGUCAUCUUGAUUCUCCUGGUGGGAACGAAACUGCAUCGGAUCGUUGUGAAGCUGGCCGUUGAAAUCGUAGAUUCGAGUGGAUGGACAGGAUUUCAGCAGUUCAAUCUAAGGGAUGAGCUCUUCUGGUUUGGGAAUCCCACCCUCAUUCUCCGACUCAUACAGUUUGUAUCUUUCCAGAAUGCGUUUGAGAUGUCGAUAUAUUUGUGGUCGCUGUGGGAAAUCAGGGGAGUUUCGUGCUACAAUGGAGACCGUACGUUCCUCAUAAUUCGCCUCAUGUUCGGGGUUGUGUCCCAAUUCUGGUGCAGCUUCGUCACCUUCCCGCUCUAUGUCAUAAUCGCACAAAUGGGUUCCAAGUUCAAGAAAACGAUAGUAUCAGAAAACGUGAGGAGAUCACUCCAUGGGUGGCGGAGGAAGGUCAAUAACACUACAACACAUCACGCCAUUCCUGCUGCUGCUAACGGAAACAGCACCGGCAACAAUAUCCAACUUAGAGACUUAGGGUUAGAGUUAGAGCCCAUCAUCAUCUCAAAUGAGGGGGAAGAGGAUCAUGAGAAAUAAUCUUUCUUUUCUUGUCUUUCCAAAAUUGCUUCCACACCACUCAUAACACAAUUUUUUUUCUCUAGCUAGUAGAUAUUAUGCUCUUUUCGUCUUAUUCAAAGCUUAUUAUUUUUCA